AUGGCCUGGACGACUGUCCUGCUCAUGCUGCUGGCCCACCUCACAGGUAAGGGAACUCUUGGGGCCCAGAGCCUCCUUGCUCCUCCUCUGGCCUUGCUCUGCCCCAGUGAUGGGCAUGCUUCUAUCUUCUCAGGUUGUGGCCCUCAGCCCAUGCUGCAUCAGCCACCAUCAGCAUCUUCCUCCCUUGGAGCCACCGUCCGCCUCACCUGUACCCUGAGCGACAACCAUAACAUUGGCAUUUACAGCAUUUUCUGGUACCAGCAGAGGCCGGGCCACCCCCCCAGGUUCCUGCUGAGGUACUUCUCACACUCAGACAAGCAGCAGGGUCCCAAUGUCCCACCUCGCUUCUCUGGAUACAAAGAUGCGGCCAGGAACCUGGGUUAUCUGAGCAUCUCUGAACUGCAGCCUGAGGAUGAGGCUGUGUAUUACUGCGCCGUGGGGCUCCGGAGCCAGGAAAAGAAGAGGAUGGAGAGGGAGUGGGAAGGAGAAAAGUAGUACACAGAUUUGGGAUCUUAGGCUCUGGAGACAUUCAGACCCUGAACUGAAGACGGAGUUUGCCUUGCUCUGCUGGUCUGGUAUGGGAAGG
Messenger RNA from Mus pahari (shrew mouse), 586 nucleotides. RefSeq names its product V-set pre-B cell surrogate light chain 1 (gene Vpreb1). The coding region runs from base 1 to 495 and encodes 164 amino acids. The record is from RefSeq and is a predicted model, not a curated record. The transcript has a single exon. Gene Ontology annotation, biological process: immunoglobulin production; immune response. NCBI's taxonomy places the organism in Eukaryota, Metazoa, Chordata, Mammalia, Rodentia, Muridae.